Molecule: messenger RNA, 606 nt
Organism: Chenopodium quinoa (quinoa)
Lineage: Eukaryota; Viridiplantae; Streptophyta; Magnoliopsida; Caryophyllales; Amaranthaceae
Product: nucleolin-like
Exons: 3
Coding region: 1-606 (201 amino acids)
Source: RefSeq, a predicted model, not a curated record
AUGGGGGUAAACACGUGGUCAACGCCGGAAAAAGUUCAGUCAACGCCGGAAAGUAACGAAAUUAAUUCAUGCCGUCAAAAGCUUCGAGGUGGGAGAUUUGCUGGAGAAGUUGGAGAGCCAAGUGCAAAAGGCAAGAGGAAGAACAAAGGUGGUCCUAAGAGUCCAAUUAUCAUCCUGUCUGACAGCGAUGAAGAAUUUAAGGCUGAUGACGGUGGUAGUGACGGCAAGGACAACGACCAGGAAGGAGACGAGCAACAAGGAGAUGCAGUGAAAGAGGAAGCUUGGGCUAAUCAGGUUCAACAAGGUGGUUCAGUUGAAGAGGAAGAAGAAGAAGAGGAGGAGACUACUGAAGACACUGAGUCGUCAUCUGACGUUGACACUGAGGAAGCGCGACACAGGAGGCCAGUUGAUCCGUUCGAUGCUUAUGGCUAUGAUGAUGAAGGCGAUUGGGUGAAGAGGCCAACAGAAACCCAUACUAGAACUACAAUAAAUACAAGUGAUAUAACUCUGAGCUUAACAUGGAUGACUCGGAAGACUAUCUUGAUGUUGAAUGGAUUGCAUGACUGUAGACGUUUUGAGUUUAUUGCCAUAUCUAAUUGGAAGUAG